Molecule: messenger RNA, 933 nt
Organism: Helianthus annuus (common sunflower)
Lineage: Eukaryota; Viridiplantae; Streptophyta; Magnoliopsida; Asterales; Asteraceae
Exons: 3
Coding region: 1-933 (310 amino acids)
Source: RefSeq, a predicted model, not a curated record
AUGGAAGGCUCAAAUUCUUCACCUUCAUCUUCCUCGUCGUCAUCUGGGCUUGACAGCUUAAUUUUAUUCUCUUCGGAUGACGAGGGACUAGCACUCAUAAUUUCGGCGGUUCAAAUGGUGGUUCAAGCUGUAAUGGAAGACGAAGGGUUCUCUUCAGAACCCAAAAGGAGAAAAUAUAUAGUACGGGACCGAGUCACCACGCAUGACUUAUCGGUAAGUGAUUAUUUUUCACCAAACCCUACUUAUGAUGAUAGUACUUUCAGACGUCGAUUUCGUAUGAGCCGUGAUUUAUUUCUUAGAAGAUCAAAUGAUUUAUCAAGUAAAUAUGAAUAUUUUCGACAAAGAAAAGAUGCGUGUGGUCGUCUAGGAUUCAACACGUUGCAAAAAGUCACGGCUACGCUUAGGCAAUUGGCUUAUGUAACGGCUUCCGACAUCAUGGGUGAAUAUAUAAAAAUGUCAGAACGAACCGCGAGGGAAAGCCUCCAUUAUUUCUCAUCAUGGGCCGAACAAUACAGUAGCAGAUUUCAUAAAAAACCGGCUAUGAUGCUUGAAGCGGUUGCACCUCAAGAUCGUUGGAUUUGGCAUGCAUUCUUUGGAUCUUUCUUUGUUAACGGUGCGGAGUAUGAAUUUGGUUAUUAUUUGACGGACGUUAUAUACCCGGAUUGGGCUGUGUUCGUAAAAUCAUUUACUCGGGGAACGACGUUAGACGAAAAGAGACGUAAGUUUAAUGGGGCUCAACUGGCGGCACGAAAGGACAUUGAACGUGUUUUGCAAUCUAGAUGGCACAUUUUGAAAGUGCCGUGUAGAAUUAUGGAAAAACCUAGUAUUCGAAAUGUGAUGUACGCGUGCGUUAUUUUGCAUAACAUGAUUUUGGAGGAUAAUGGACGUGCAAUUUGCGAGUAUUACGAGGAGACAAGUCAACCAACACCGUAG